Messenger RNA from Sordaria macrospora k-hell, 516 nucleotides. RefSeq lists its product as uncharacterized. Gene Ontology annotation, biological process: SCF-dependent proteasomal ubiquitin-dependent protein catabolic process; mitotic cell cycle. The record is from RefSeq and is a predicted model, not a curated record. Gene Ontology annotation, molecular function: cullin family protein binding. Gene Ontology annotation, cellular component: nucleus; cytoplasm. Lineage: Eukaryota; Fungi; Ascomycota; Sordariomycetes; Sordariales; Sordariaceae.
AUGGCGGAGAACGACGAGCGCGCCCUCCAGAGGGUAUCUCUCCAGAGCAACGAUGGCCAGGUCAUCACCGUCGAUCGUGUGGUUGCCGAGCGAUCUCUUCUCAUCAAGAACUUGAUCGAGGAUUUGGGCGACGAGGCUGUCAUGAACGAGGCUAUCCCCCUACCAAACGUGAACGAGCCUGUCCUGCGCAAGGUUGUCGAGUGGUGCGAGCACCACCGCAAGGACCCGCCCCAGACCACCGAGGACGAGAACGACAGCCGCAAGAAGAGCACAGAAAUCGACGAGUGGGACCAAAAGUUUAUGCAGGUCGACCAGGAGAUGCUCUUUGAGAUCAUUCUCGCUGCCAACUACAUGGACAUCAAGCCCCUCCUUGAUGUCGGCUGCAAGACCGUAGCCAACAUGAUCAAGGGCAAGUCCCCGGAGGAGAUCAGGAAGACGUUCAACAUCACCAACGACUUCACUCCGGAGGAGGAGGAGCAGAUCCGUCGCGAGAACGAGUGGGCCGAGGAUCGUUAA